GCUGGAACUGCGUAAGAACAUCAUAUUCACACUGAGUCAACAUGAUAUAAUAUUGGAAAUAGGUGCCAAAUUUAAAACAUUUGCUUAAAUUCAUGGACAGAAAUUGCUAUUUGCAAUAAAACCUGUUGUGCCUGGCAAUGUGAAUUGCACACUGCUCUCGUGCCUCAAAUAAAGAGCACGCGAAGGCUUCUCAAUGAAUCACUUUCUCUGAGCAAGAUGAGUGUGAACAUCCCAGGCGUUGCGAUGAUGGUGCUUUUCUAUCUGCUGGUGCUGGGCACUGGCAUCUGGGCCGCCACCAAGACCAAGCGGUUGCGUAAGAACAAGCAGGCAAAUCAGAUGGACGUUGCGCUGCUGGGAAAUAGAGGGAUACAUCUGGCGGUGGGAGUUUUUACCAUGACAGCGACAUUCACUGGCGGAGGAUUCGUUGUUGGGCUGACUGAGAUGGUUUACACUCCAGACUUUGGCCUGGCCUGGGCUGUCAUGCCAAUCACAAUCAGCUCUUCUUUUAUAAUAGGGGGAGUUUUCCUCGCCAAGCCAAUGAGAGACAGAAAAUAUGUGACAAUGAUGGACCCAUUUCAUGACAAAUAUGGAAAGGUAAUCAGCGGAGUGUUUUCUGUUGCACUGAUGUUGACUGAUCUAGUCUGGGUGCCGUCAACUCUCAUGGGCUUGGGCGCAUCGAUGAGCGUGAUCCUGGAUUUACCAUACACACACUGUAUCUGGAUUUCGGCAACAGUCUCCAUUAUCUACACGUUGCUGGGUGGGCUCAUUUCUGUAGCCUACACAGAUGUCGUUCAACUGACCCUCAUGUUUGUUGGAAUGUGGAUAUGCGUCCCUUUCCUGCUCACGAACCCCUAUUCAGAUGACAUCUCUACGACCGCUUUAAACUUCACCUACCAGGCCCCAUGGGUCAGUUCCGUUGACUCAGACAAAAUAUGGACUUGGAUUGAUCAAACUUUGUUGCUGAUUUUUGGAAACUUGGCUUGUCAAGACUACUACCAGAGGGUCCUGUCAGCAUCUUCCUCAGCCACAGCGAGGCUGGUCAACUUCCUAGCUGCUCCCAUCGUCAUCCUCUUUUCAAUCCCAUCGAUCUUGAUUGGCGCGGUUGCAGCAUCCACAGAUUGGAAUAAGACGGCGUAUGGAUCACCAUCUCCAUUGGAACGUGGGGAGACCAGUCUUAUCAUGCCCAUUGCUUUGCAGCAACUCACCCCAAGUUUCAUAUCCAUUGUUGGUAUUUCUGCAACAACUGCUGCUGUGAUGUCAACAAUUGACUCACUUCUACUGGCAGCAGUUUCUCUCUUUGUGUCCAACAUUUACAAGAGUAUCUUAAGGACGAAGGCAUCUGAUAGGGAAGUACAGUGGGUGAUCCGGAUCAUGACGCUGGUAAUUGGCCUCACAGGCACAUCCCUCGUCUUCCUCGAGGCCAGCAUUAUGUCAUUGUGGGUCCUUGGCUCCAGCAUCACCUAUGUCUUUAUGUUCCCUCAACUCAUUUGCGUCCUCUUCUUCGACAUCUCCAAUGGCUACGGUGCCAUGGCGGGUCUCUUGGUCAGUGUGGUGCUGCGACUGCUGAGCGGCGAGACGUCUUUAGGGUUACCUGUCACCCUCCAUUUCCCAGGAUGCACACUUGAAAACGGAGUAUAUGUGCAGCAUGCACCUGUUAGUACUAUAUGCAUGCUGUGUAAUUUUAUCUCCACUUUGUUGGUCUCUUACCUGGCUUCACUGCUGUUCAAUAAAGGUGUGAUUCCAGAGAGAUUUGACAUAUUGCAGGUGAAAACCCGACAGUCACCACAGAUUCUCAUGUUAGCGAGCAGUGAUACUGUUGGAAACCACAAGGACGAGACACCUGGAGCUCAAAAUGAAAAUGAAAUCAUGUUGGAUGAAUCAUGUGGCAAUAAUUGAAAAAAAUCAACUUGGCUAAGUCAGA
Messenger RNA from Hippocampus comes (tiger tail seahorse), 1921 nucleotides. Its product is annotated as high-affinity choline transporter 1-like. The coding region runs from base 217 to 1896 and encodes 559 amino acids. Gene Ontology annotation, cellular component: plasma membrane. The record is from RefSeq and is a predicted model, not a curated record. The transcript is spliced from 8 exons. Lineage: Eukaryota; Metazoa; Chordata; Actinopteri; Syngnathiformes; Syngnathidae. Gene Ontology annotation, molecular function: choline:sodium symporter activity. Gene Ontology annotation, biological process: transmembrane transport; choline transport; acetylcholine biosynthetic process.